CCAAUUCUGUCUGUGUGAGGCACCACCGGCACCGAAUCACCGACGGCCAAUCCAUUCUCGUUGCUCCCACUCCCGGCCACCAAUAUGCUGAAUGUGGUGGUCAAGUUAUUUCAAGAGGGUUUAUUAAACUAAUUGUGCUUUUCAUCAUCACCCAGCUCCCUUUUAUUGCGCUUAAAACAAUUGGGCUUUUCAUCAUCAUCUUCCCUCCUUCAGGCAGCUGGUGAAGUGAAGGAAUCCCGCAUUGUCUCCUGCCCCUUCCCUCGAGGCUCUGAUAGGAAGCAAGAAUGGGUCUUCUCAGCAUAAUCCGGAAAAUUAAGCGCAAGGAAAAGGAGAUGCGCAUUCUCAUGGUUGGUCUUGAUAAUUCUGGAAAGACUACAAUAGUGAUGAAGAUUAAUGGCGAAGAUACUAGUGUAAUCAGCCCCACACUUGGCUUCAACAUCAAAACCAUGGCUUACCAAAAGUACACUUUGAACAUAUGGGAUGUGGGAGGGCAGAGAACCAUAAGGUCUUAUUGGAGAAACUAUUUCGAGCAAACUGAUGGGUUGGUCUGGGUGGUGGAUAGUUCAGAUCUGAGGAGGCUGGAUGAUUGCAAAUACGAGUUGGAUAAUCUUCUCAAAGAAGAGCGAUUAUCAGGAGCGUCGUUGUUGAUAUUUGCAAAUAAGCAGGAUAUACAAGGUUCGCUGUCACCUGAUGAGAUAGCUAAAGUUCUGAACUUAAACGCCAUGGAUAAAAGCCGGCACUGGAAAAUCGUGGGAUGUAGUGCAUUUACCGGGGAAGGGCUGCUCGAAGGGUUUGAUUGGAUGGUUCAAGACAUAGCCUCGAGAAUUUACAUGCUUGAUUAAAGGCAAUUGCAUCUACCCCUGUCCUCUUUGUUACUCGUGUGGAGUGCUACUCGAACCCACAGGCAGCGGCCUCAGAUUCCUCAAUAUGAAAAAAAUUAAGUUUCUGACGAGAUUGGAAAUAUGUAUUGAAAGUGGAUAGAAGCUGUCUUCUUGUUGUUUGCUGUAAUACAAAUACGGAAGAAUGUAGCAAAGCUCCAUUUGUUUGUAGUCUUGAAGAGUUUGGCAUCGUUUUUUGAGUUUGAAACUUUAAAAGUGUUUUAUCUGAUUUUGGAGAAAUGGAGGUUUUCUAUGUGAUUUACUCAA
Molecule: messenger RNA, 1145 nt
Organism: Salvia hispanica
Lineage: Eukaryota; Viridiplantae; Streptophyta; Magnoliopsida; Lamiales; Lamiaceae
Product: ADP-ribosylation factor-like protein 2
Molecular function (GO): GTPase activity; GTP binding
Source: RefSeq, a predicted model, not a curated record